Molecule: messenger RNA, 667 nt
Organism: Phymastichus coffea
Lineage: Eukaryota; Metazoa; Arthropoda; Insecta; Hymenoptera; Eulophidae
Gene: RpL12
Product: large ribosomal subunit protein uL11
Exons: 4
Coding region: 127-624 (165 amino acids)
Biological process (GO): translation
Cellular component (GO): ribosome; cytosolic large ribosomal subunit
Molecular function (GO): large ribosomal subunit rRNA binding; structural constituent of ribosome
Source: RefSeq, a predicted model, not a curated record
UGUAGUUCCGCACUUUUCCGGCAUCAGCCUUUCCUAAACAGUGCGUUAUUGUAGUUGGACGUUGCCUGAAAUAAUCAGGUAACAUCUCUAGUUUUUAAUUGUUUGUUAAACUAACAAACUGUCAAAAUGCCUCCUAAGUUUGAUCCUAAUGAAGUUAAGAAAGUGUACCUAAGAUGUGUUGGAGGUGAAGUAGGAGCUACUUCAUCCCUUGCCCCAAAAAUUGGUCCCCUUGGUCUUUCACCUAAGAAAGUUGGUGAUGACAUUGCUAAAGCAACUUCUGACUGGAAGGGUCUUAAGAUAACUGUUCAACUGACCAUUCAAAACAGACAGGCUACAAUAUCUGUUGUGCCAUCAGCUGCAUCACUGAUCAUUAAAGCCUUGAAAGAACCACCCAGGGACCGUAAAAAAGUCAAAAAUGUUAAACACAGUGGUAAUCUUUCAUUUGACGAAGUUAUCAAUAUUGCACGUUCUAUGAGGCCUCGAUCAAUGUCACGUCAGCUUAAAGGUACCGUCAAAGAAAUUCUUGGUACCUGCCAAUCUGUGGGAUGUUUAAUUGAAGGCAGAUUACCUCACGAUAUUAUUGAUGAAGUCAACAGUGGAGAGAUGGAAGUAUCAGAAGAGUAAAUGAUGGUUUACUACUUUGGUAAUAAAAAAACAUAAAAUCUAA